CUGUGAAGUCUGUAUUAUAAUACAGACUCUCUCCUGUAUCAACAAAUAAGUCCCAGUUGUAGCACAAUCUAAAACCCUACAUUUACAGUGGUUGUAAUGGUUUCAACCAUUGUAUGUUGCUGUAUAACGUCAUUUAUCAAAGCAGCCAUCUUCUCCAUCGUCUGAGCUGCUUCCUGCCACUGCUGCUCUUACGUAUGUAAAACAGGAGCUGUGAGGUUUCAUGUCAGUCACUCAUCUGCAUUUCUCUUUCUACUUACCCAUACCUCCCUCUCUCUCUCUCUCUCUCUCUCCACCUCUCUCUCUCUCUCGCUCUCUCUCUCUUUCGUAAGAGGAAAUGUCCAUGCUCUACAGGGUGCAGUCACUUGCAGGAAAAAGAGAGUGCAAGGCAAAGUGGGAGGAUGCUUACACACGGGUAGCACACUCAACCACAGACGGUUGAGCAAGGCUGUAAGAGAGUGAGGGAGCAAAGCGAGUGCAAAGACAGACAGAGAGGGAGGGAGGGAGAGAGUAAGAAAGAGAGAGGCUGAGUCUGAAGCGUCUGUCAAAGAGAGGAGGUCAUUCAGGGUCUGCGAGCGUCUUGUUGCUGCAGCCAGGAGAUCUUCUGCUGUUGUUUACUCAGGUCUCAAGGGAUGGAUGGACGCUCACACACAUAAAUGCCAGCCUAACUGAGCUGUCGCUGCAACCAGGAUUUGAAUCAAACCAUCAGCACUGCAGUUUGUGUCGCGCGGUUGGACUUCACAGCAACACAGAGGAGGCUGAAAGCAGGAUGUGGUAUUGAAUGGGUUCCUUUAAGAGCGUUUGUUUGUGGGUAUAACAGGUGCUCUCAGGUGAGCGAGGUUCAUUUGAAACCAACCUGUAAACUGACUCCAUGACACCAAAGUGUGCCUAUGUGCAUGUGUGAGAAGGUUGCAUGCUAUGGAUGAGUGUGUACAUGUGUGUAGAUUUAACUGCAGAUGACCAGGUGCAUAUACUCUUCGGCAUCUGUGUGUUUGUGACACUGGUGUCAGAGUGUACACAUCAAGAGGAAGUGACACGUCUAUGCUUACUCUCAGAUUUCCUGCUCCCCUCUCCGGUGACACACAAAUUGCCGAAUCUGAGCCGAGUUCACCUGUCUCGCCUUCUCAGGUGGGACUUAAACUCUCUGGAUGCAUCAGCAGAGGAGCGCUGCCUUUUUCUGGAUGAGUAAAGGACAUUUAGAUGCGUUUAGACUCUGAUUGUGGCUGAGUGUCACAUCAGCCCUGCCUUUCGAGAGAAACCAGCACUUCCUCAAGCUGUCAGCCUGCCGCUCUGGUGCUGCUUUAGUGCCAGAGGCCAUCUCUGGACCUCUCCAUGACUGUCAACACAGUGCUGACCCCCUCCAUGACCAGCAGUAACAGCAUGAGCAGCGGGUACUGCAGCCUGGACGAUGAGAGUGAAGACUUCACUUUCUUCACAGCCAAGACCUCGUUCUUCCGCAAACCAAGGAAUGCAGUGAAGCAGAGUGAAGCAAAGGAGGAAGAGCAGGGAGGAACAAAAGACCUGCCAGAAGAAGAAGUGCAGGCCAGGAUAGAAGAGUAUAACGCUCAAGUCUCUGAAAAUGGCAUGAAACUGGCUUCAGACGGAUCCUACACAGGGUUCAUAAAGGUCCACCUGAGGCUCAGUCGACCAGUCACAGUCCCCGCUGUGGAGGCGGCGGGCUCAGAGGGAGCGUCCAGGCAAACCGGCGGCCGAAAUCGAGCGCUGUCAGAGGACCAGGAAGAGACGGACUCUGGACAGAGUGAAAAGAGAACAUCCUUCUAUCUACCAUGUGACUGUAUGAAGCAGCUCCACAUCAGCUCUCUGACCACCACCAGAGAGGUCAUCCAGGGCUUGCUGAAGAAGUUCAUGGUUCUGGAUAAUCCGCGCAAGUUUGCAUUGUACAGGCAGAUGCACCGUGAUGGGCAGGAUUUGUUCCAGAAGCUUCCUCUGUGUGAGCAUCCCCUUGUGCUGAGGUUGAUAGCAGGGCCAGACCCAGAGCUGCUCAGCUUUGUCCUAAAGGAAAAUGAGACUGGGGAGGUGGAGUGGCAUGCAUUUUCUGUCCCUGAGCUACAAAACUUCCUGGUAAUCCUGGAGAAAGAGGAGUCGGAGCGUGUGCGGGCAGUGAAGCAAAAAUAUGAAGUGUAUCGUCACAAACUACAACAGGCCCUACAACAACAUGACCCCUGACCCCUCACCUGUUAGCUUAUGACCUCAACCCAGGGACAGACUGACCCUUGGACGCUGACCCCUUAAGACCCUGUGAUCAAUUCAGAGAGCGGAGCCGGAGCCGAACUUGUUUCCAACCUCCACAUGUACACACAAACAAACAGCACAUUCCUACCCUUUCUCAGGACAUAUACAAGUCCCCACGCCACCAUCCAGUAGAUCCACUCCCUGAGGAGAGAAUCAGGGGCUGAAAGCGAUGUGAAAGGCUGCAGAGUGUGUGAUCUGCUAGCUGAUUGGACAAGUAGUGUUUUCAUUGCCAAGGACGCACACAUAAAGAACUGAAACUCCAUCGUGAGAUCUGAUUAAGAUUCCUUCUUUUUCUGCUACUGCUGCUGCUGCUGCUACUGCAAGUGUUACUUAUGCAUGAGUCUCUCUCUUAGAAUUCAAACAGAAGGCAUGAUUACUUUUUUUCUGCAUCUCUUUGGGAUGAAAGGACAAUCAUACUGAGUGUUCUUUUUUUCUUGGAAUUGAUGUAUAGGCUUAUUGCCAGAUAUAUUACAUGAGAUGUGAAUUUGUGAGGGAGGUGUUUAGGGUCAGGGUUGAAGUAUGCAGUUCUUCUCCUGAAACAAGGGUAGGAAGCAGAGAGACAGGAUAAGAAAGCGAAAUCCAUUCUCUGGUUAUUCUCAGGGAGCAUGUGUUGAGCAAAGAGAAAAUUAAAGGAGGACAGAGAAUCCUCUCCCCUACCCUACACCACACGAUUUUGGCACACAUCCGUUCUUAUUCGCCCACUUAAAUGCCAUUUGAAAGACCUCUGUGAAGGUCCCGUCAGGUGGUUCACUGACAGAGAGCUCUCCAGACAAAUACACAAUCCUGACCUCUUCUCAAAUGAUAACGGUGAUUUCAUUUCUGUUUCCUUCCCUACAGUAAAUCCUAAUCUGAUCAACCUUGCAUGAACUCCACCCACAAAUGAAGCCUUAUGAGGGAGGCAGUUCUCACACCUUUUCAGAUUUUACACUUUACAUACACCGACUGUUAUUGUAUAUGGGUUGUAGAUGAAUGUGAGAUGAUUUUUACACCAAAGCUUAGAGGGACAGAUCUAUUGAGAGGAAUUUAAAGGGACAAGAGAGAUUUAGAAAUUUAUGGAGUUAAAGAUGAUGUAUGGAAAAUUAAACCAGCUUUUGUUUUGCACAUGGUCACUGACUGGCCCACAAUUCUGGGGCUGGGCAUGCAUUUCUGUAUUCCUUAUCUUUCAGCCCCCCCCCCCAUCCCCCCCCCAAAAACAAA
Monopterus albus (swamp eel) is the source of this 3447-nucleotide messenger RNA. RefSeq names its product Ras association domain family member 5 (gene rassf5). NCBI's taxonomy places the organism in Eukaryota, Metazoa, Chordata, Actinopteri, Synbranchiformes, Synbranchidae. Gene Ontology annotation, biological process: signal transduction. Gene Ontology annotation, cellular component: nucleus. The coding region runs from base 1330 to 2184 and encodes 284 amino acids. The transcript has 5 exons. The record is from RefSeq and is a predicted model, not a curated record.